Messenger RNA from Saxophila tyrrhenica, 315 nucleotides. RefSeq lists its product as uncharacterized. The record is from RefSeq and is a predicted model, not a curated record. The transcript has a single exon. NCBI's taxonomy places the organism in Eukaryota, Fungi, Ascomycota, Dothideomycetes, Mycosphaerellales, Extremaceae. Bases 1 to 315 code for a protein of 104 amino acids.
AUGGCCGCCUCCCUGCACUCCCGCGUCACCGACUUCCUCCUUUCAUCCCUCAACAUCCAUGUGUCCGGUGGCUCUGGCCCGUACCGCGAGGGCCCGAUCGAUGUCUACGUACCGUUCCACCAGGCCUACACACGGCCUCCGGAGCGCAGCCCCCCGCCAAUCGCCUUCUCCCUGGCGAACUCGUUCCCUGGUGGCUCUAUGCGCACCGUUGAGAGCACCGCAUCGCCUGCUGGGGAGGGGAUAGUGUUCGACAUUGACCUGAUCACCACCUGGAGACUGAAAAACUCCAUGGCCGCCUACGAGGUGUUUUUCUAG